AUGAAGGAGGAGGCUUCUGGUCUCCCCGGCCUGGCCAUUGUGACAACCCCCUGGACUGGUCUCCGGGCCAUUGUGACACCCCCUCUGGACCCCACGAGGGAGGCCUCGAGCCAGCCGUCCACCUCCCCGGCUUUCCGAAAACCCCACCUCCCGGACAUCGGGGCAGGGAUGGACAACAGGGGGAAAAAUGAAGGCGGGUCCAGCAACCACCCCAGCCACUUCCCCAAAAGGACCUCCCAGUUCAACAAGCAGGGGUCCUCCUGUGCCCCGCCGGGAGCCAGCAGGUAUCGCGUGCGCUCUGCCACACCCCAGGAUUGCCCCAUCCUCCUCCGCCUUAUUAAAGAAGUCGCUGCUCUUGAAGAAAGGCCACAUCCAGUCAGGUUAACGGAGAAAGAUCUGGUGGACGACGGCUUCGGACCUCAGCCACUCUUUCACUGCCUGCUGGCAGAGGUGCCCGCAGAGGGUCCCGCCUCAGGCUUCCUGGGGGUCGGCUUCGCCAUGUACUACUUCACGUACGACCCCUGGAUCGGCAGGGUGAUCUUCCUGGAGGAUUUUUACGUGGUGAAAAGUUACCGAGGUUUGGGCAUUGGGCAGGAGCUUCUGAAGAAGCUAAGUCAGGUGGCAACCUCCUUCCACUGUGCCUGCAUGCAGUUUCUCGUCAACGUGAGGAACCAGAAGUCAGUGGACUACUAUGUCAACUGUGGGGGUUUCGACCUGUCCUCGGAUGCCGGCUGGCACCUGUUCCGACUGGCCAAAGACGAUCUGUCCAACCUCGCGAUCAAAGAAAGCAAGAAGUUCCCAGAGAGCUGUCCCAAGGAUCUGGGCCAAGGGCAAGUCUAGACCUGAGACCUCCCCUCCAGGUGGGAGGGCGGGCCGUCAGAUCUCCACGAGUCCCACGGGCCACUGCCCGUGGGUUGCCGUUGAAUCGCUGGCCGUUCAUUUGGAAGCCGGGCGUGCAACAAGGUUUUUCACCGGGCUGUCGCUCGUCCGAGCAGCCCCGGAGCCGGA
Molecule: messenger RNA, 1008 nt
Organism: Ornithorhynchus anatinus (platypus)
Lineage: Eukaryota; Metazoa; Chordata; Mammalia; Monotremata; Ornithorhynchidae
Gene: SATL1
Product: spermidine/spermine N1-acetyl transferase like 1
Exons: 7
Coding region: 1-840 (279 amino acids)
Cellular component (GO): cytosol
Molecular function (GO): N-acetyltransferase activity
Source: RefSeq, a predicted model, not a curated record